GCUUUUCCCGUGCUGUGCUUUUAUGAUGGUGUGAAGCAGCCUCUCAUGGAUCGGAGAAGCGAAGACUGGCUCCGGCACCAUCAGUCUGAUAUGCCACAUGCUGAUGGCUGUGAGGACGGAGGAUACCAGGGUCCAAGGAGCUACAGAAACCACUUGUGCAUGGAUACCGCCAGCGAUUUAUGGAGGCAGCGUGAGUGUCAUGAGGGAAGACAAAGACAGGAUUGCAGAGCCUAUGAGAACAGAGCCUAUGAGCCUGAGACAUAUGCUUGCGUGGAUGACAAAGGGAUGAGAGAUAGUGAUCACUAUCGAGAUAGUGAUUGCUAUCAAGAUAACGAAUGCAAAGAGCAGCAUACUGAAGGAUGGUAUGGCCGAGAAAGUGCCUACGAGGGCUACCGUAAUAAUGGUCGAAGCAUGUCACAUGAUCGGCACGGCAACAGCUAUGAUAGUGACUUUUAUGAUGAGCACAAGCAGAGAAAGUUACCAGGACACAGUCAUCAUAUGCAGGGAAGUGGCAACAGUCAACAGAACAUGAUGCAAAGUGAGAUCGGAGAUCAUGAAGUCGACUUUUAUGAUUGUUAUGGUAGCACUCGGAACUGUCCCAGAAGGAAAGUGGGUGACAGUUCUGAUAGAGGCUACAACGCUUGUGGAAGUCGGCGACCAGUAAGGAUGGAUUCUGAAGCACACUACAAGAGAGAUAACAGCUGCUCUUCAACUGCUGAUGAACAUUGGAACGACACAAGAACUUAUAAUUACUGUGGAAGGUUGAACGGAAAGUACAAAGCCGAAGAAAAAUAUGUCAAUGAUAAAAGUGACCUGCACUGCUGGAGGGGUCACCAUCACACAGAAAUGAGAGAGGGCAUGUGUCGCCGUGCGGGGUUGAGUUAUCAUGAGCCUAGCAGCGACAGCUUUAGAGAGCAGAGCUACAAAGAUUAUCGCACAGAAGAUGACUACUCGGAGAGGAGCAGAAAGGAUGCCAACGAGUAUUGUGACAGACAUGAGAGGGAUGACGCUUUCUACAGCCAGCAUAGGAACCAGGAAAGUAGUGACAGCAAAGGACAUUUGUACUAUCAUAAUCAAAGGGCUGAAAAUGGAUACCUUGUACAUCGAAGUUCACAGCAGUAUAUGGAUAGGAGAAAAAGCCCUGUUGAGACUUUUCAUCAACAUGAGCCAUGCAGGAUGGACGCUGAUUUGGUGCAACAGCAGGUAGACCACGACAGCAGUGAAAAUGAACCACAUGUGUACAGAAACAGGGCUUAUGAAGAUGAUGACGUCUACGUUAGUGAAGACAUCUCCCAUACCCAAACUAUGUACCUAAAGGAAAGUAACAGGGAUGAUCGUUUGCAUUACCGUAAACGAAGACCCAGUGAUGACAGCCUUUCAUAUUGUAGUUCACAUGGCUACAUCGACCAAACUCACGCAAACGAAUACAUUGUUGAGGGUCACCGGGGAAAAUUGCAGAGCACUGAUAUGGAAUCCAAAUCGGCACAACUGGAACAAAGUUCUGCUAGAAAACGCCAUGGAAACAGUCUCCCUAAACCCUUCGUUACUCAGAUGCCAGCAGCACGGGAAAAUUCAACAAUUCCAAAGCGAACGCCACUGACACCGACAACAUUUGCUCCCACUGAUGAUGCUGAAGAAGGGCUUCUUGAAAUUCCACGAUGCACAGAAAAUAGCAGACGACAGUCAUUGGGAAGGCAUGCUGGACCCCUUGUAAAUGAAGGGUCAAAGAGGUUUGCCACAAUGAAAAAUGCAAGAAGGAUUGCAGAGGAAAUGGGAAUGGAAGAAGCCAGAGCUGAGGCAAGGGUUGUGGAAGAGCAGGUGGAAGAAUUUUUGGAAGAAUAUGGCGGACAAGUGAAGCGCACAAGUUGGGCUCGGAGGAAUCAACUUCAGAGGUCACCACCGCAAGAAGGGGAGAAAUUUGAUGCCUGGAACUUGAAAAGCUUCAAGGCCAUGAAGAAAGCCUCAGAACUUGGCAGGGAAAUCACAACGUGGCUCACAAUGUGGUCAAGUGCACUUAAAACCAUUGAAGGUCACUUUGGCACUGGGGUGGUGUCAUACUUCUUGUUCCUGCGCUGGCUGUUGCUGCUCAAUCUGCUCAUGUUCCUGCUGCCAGCACUGUUCAUCAUCACCCCACACUGGAUCCUGCCCACUGUGUUUGAGCCAAAUGAAACGGCCUACACUGCAGUUACCACCAUCCCGACUGAUCUGCGAGUGAUGGAAUUGUCGUCAGUGCGGCUGUCUGCACCAAACCUCCUGUCUGCAGCAGAGAUGGACGAUGUCUGGGCAGCUGGCAACCGCACCUUGCCGAAGAUGCAGGAGUGCUACGAUAAGUACCACACACGAGUGGCUGGCCAGACCAAGGGAGGCAUAUCACAGCUCCAGGAUUUUCUUCAGGGAACGGGCUGGAUGGAGCUGACAGCAUUGUUUGCCGGCCGUUACAUCAACUCGGUUGACCACAUAGCGGGCACCAAGCUUCGCUACAACUUCCCCCUGGCCUAUGUGUUGACGAAUGUUGCCUGCUUUGUGCUCUGCUUGCUACUUAUGGUCCGAUACACAACAGCUGGAGUUCGGGAGGCACUGCUAGUGUCGGAAGGGAAGCUGCAUCGAUACUGCAACAUGGUGUUUGCUUCCUGGGACUUCUGUAUCACCGAUGAGCGAACUGCACGACUGAAGCAUGUCAGCAUUGUUCAGGAGCUGAAGAGUGACCUGGCAGAAGAGCGGCGCAGGGCAGAGAUUGCCAGCUGGUCUCGCCGAAAGAAAGUUGGCUUGUUUGUUGUGCGACUUUUGGUCAACCUCUUCGUCGUUGCUGUCAUUGUAGGCUCUCUUUUUGCUGUCUACAAUGCAACUAGCUUUUCAUUUCAGAGGCAAUCUCAGGCGCAGACUACUCAUAAAACCCUUGCAUUGGUGAUUCAAUUCGUGCCGUCAUUGGUAAUCACGGGCCUCAACCUUAUAGUGCCUGCGCUCUUCUCGAAGCUCAUCCGGCUUGAGAACUACUCGGUUGCAUUUCAAGUCAAGCUCACCUUGCUCAGGACAGUGUUCCUGCGCUUCACAUCCAUUUUUGUGCUGCUGCUGUCGCUGUACAAGCAGAUCAACUGCUCUCCUGUCAGGGAGAACAACUGCCUAGAAGGCUACGGGGAUUGCAAGAAGCCAAUGUGCUGGGAAACAGCAGUUGGUCAGCAGAUCUACAAGCUCACUAUGUUGGACUUUAUUGUUGGAGUGACUCUAGUCUUUGUUGUAGAGUGCCCGCGAAAGUUAAUAGUCACUCGUUGUGAGUGCAAACUGGCCAAGGUGAUUGGCCAGCAGGAGUUCAACAUUCCAAAUCGAGUCCUGGAUCUCGUCUACUCACAGACACUUUGUUGGCUUGGGACUUUCUACUGCCCACUCUUGCCUGCGAUCACCUUGAUCAAGUACUUCAUCAUCUUUUAUGUGCAGAAGUUCACGCUGAUGAACAACAGUGCACCAUCUCAGACUCCGUACCGGGCUUCUCGAUCCAACACAUUUUUUGUUAUUGUCCUGCUGUUGGCUCUGUUUCUUGCCGUGAUUCCAUUUUCUUAUGCCCUCGUGGAGAUACAGCCGUCGUUGUCGUGUGGGCCAUUCCAGAAGUAUUUUUUCACGUGGGAGGUAGUGCCUGACCUGAUCAAUUCAUGGAAGGACCACCCCUGGGGAUGGUAUGUGGUCAAGGCUGUGGACUUCCUCACCAGCGUUGCUUUUGGCGUGCCUGUGGUCGUGGUGCUGGCGAUCAGCAUUUACUAUUACUAUUCUGUGGCAGCUGCACAUGCUCACAUGGAAAAGGUCCUCAAGGACAAGCUUGUCCUCGAAGGGAAGGACAAACAGUUCCUUCUUGCCAGGAUUACCGAAGUUGCACGCCAACGACCUUCGUCGACAGCAUAGUCAUGGCCACAAGUAUUUGAUGUGACCUGUUCACACCAAAGCUUGUUUGGUACCACCAUGUUUUUCCGCACUCCAAAUUGCCCUGACGCUGUUGUCACAUAUCUCAGCCUUGAAUGCAGUGACAGCUGCAGUUAGAGAGCCUGGCAGUGCCUGUGGUGAACUCGCAGCUGAACUGCAUCCUGUGCGGCAGUGGCAUUUCGGAGGAAACUUUAUCUUGGGAUCAGCUCUCAUUUUUCUAUUCAGAUAUGAUGAAACCUCCAUAUAUUGAUUACGGAUAUAAUUAAUUAUUGGAUAUAACGAUAAACAACAUAUUUCUUGCCAAUAAUAGUGUGUAGUGAACAUAUGCUUAUAACAAAUUUAAGAUGUAAGAGAGUUACUUUUGUGGCAGAUCCAACUUGGUUAUAACGAGUUUUAAUUGUACCUGUGAAACAUAAAAAUGCUUUCACUAGGCAACUGCCGAGCCAACUGGAAUGAAUUUUUUUUUGUAUUUAACGAACAUUAAUUCUGUGAGCUGUAAAAGCGAAAAUUUUGUUUACGGCCUCAAUGCUUCUACAAAAAUUACUGAAAAUCGGUAAAAAAAAAAGCGAAGCACAAUGUUUACAAAUUUUUAACGUUGCACCAGAACCAGAUAUUGCGGUUCUAUAAACUGCCUAUGUUACAGCAUCUGAAUCGGACAAAUAUUAUAUACGAGUCUAUAGCUUAUGUGACAGUGCUACAAGGUUUACAGGGAUUUGGUUAAACCCUGCUCACAAAUUGGUGGCAUAUUUUAGAGGGGUGUAUAAUAUUGUGCCAAUUUUCUCUGCUUUGGAUGUCUCAAUGCGUGCAGUUUAUAGAACUGUGAUAUCGUUUUUUUAUUGCCGAGUUACCAAGUUUUAAACUUGAUGCUUGUGUUUUUUUAUAAUUUUGCAAUUUUCAACGACUUUCAUAAAGAAAUAAUGACGUAAAUAAAAGAUCUGCUUCUUACAAUCCAUAGAUAUUUACUUUCUCCUAUAAAUGCAGCCAACCUCACCGAAUUCGGUGCUGUGGAAGCUGAGAAAAUCGAUUUCCUCAUUCCCAUGCAUUUGCAUAGGAGCCCCCAGAGCUCAAGCUACCUCGUAAGCCUUCAACGAUUACUUAAAUUGAUUGCUUACGUUAUUUAUCACAAUUUGUUUUAGCAUUGUGUUUUAUGCAAGUUCCAUAUGGUAGACAUGAGCUGCUGCAACUGUUCUUUGAGCGUGCAGCAGUGGGUGACUUGUUUACAAGAGUGCCAUGCAAUUAAGUCUAAUCUCUAUCUAUAGCUCUCUGGCAGAAGUGAAUCGUUUUGUACAAUAUGAUUGAGAGCACAUUGAUGAUUUUUGUUGUCUGCUAGGCAGAUCAGCCACAUUGCAUCAGUAGCUGUGAACCAGCCAACUUUGUGUGGUAUGUCUGUGGGAAGUUGCUUGAGCCUACUUUCCCGAAUGACUGCUACAUCUUUUGCGAACAGCACUUCGAAACAGUGUGUGUUCAGCAUGCCUUGAGCUGGGGAAAACUUGUUCGCUGCUUAGGUGCAUUCUGUGCUUAAUUUUAUUACACACUAUAGUGUGGCCUAUCUUUGGAUAGUCUUACAAACUCCUUGUUUGCUUUGAGAGGUUGUGAUUGUUUAUUCCUUUCAAGCAACCCUAUUCAAGUUUGUGCCUUAAAGGGACGCUAAAGGCAAAUACCAAGUCGAGCUAAAGUGAUAGAAUAGUGCUCAAGAAUCUCUCAGGCAUCAAUAUUAUCCUUAAUAUUCGAGCCUUAAUAUUCGAGAAAUCGAGGUAAAUGCAGGACUUGAUUAAAGACUCCCCCAGAACAUUCAAGCACUUGCCCGAUGACAAAAGCAUUCCUCAGUUAAAUUCUGUAUGUAGACCUCAACUGCUCAUUGCAAAAACAUCCUCGUAUUGUUUUAUAAGAUGAAAUAAAAUGCUACUUGUCCCGUUCCAUUUCAUGUUUAGAAAAAAGAACUCAUUGAAAUUACCGUUGACAACGAUGCUGGUGGUCGAAAGGUUUCAUUUUCGCUGGACUUUGCGUCAGCCAUGCUUUCGCGUUUCAGUACUUACCUGAUUGUGUAGUGCUGCGCUGGUUUUGCUGGCUUGCGAAAACUGCAAGUAGCAGAGGAUUCAACUUCCAUGUGAUGUCGCGGGAUGCCCCAACGGUCUACGCCACUUGACCAAAAAGCAGUUGCAGCGGCAAAUCCACUGCUCUGUCUUGGCUCGGUGCCGCCGUCUGUUGGGCGUCGUUUUACUCACCAAUGGCAGCAAAAGGUGGGGGUGACGUAUGCAAUGUCGCCACUCCCUCGGUCAUCUGGUGGGAGAUUUGAAUUUCGAAAAAGGUAUUCGGACUCUUCAGAUUCAAUUUUCUUGUAAACUAAGUCUUUUCUUUGCACAGAACAAGCAUUCUGAGGUUUCUGGAAAGGUAUUUAAACAGUCCACAUCGACUUGGUAUUUGUCUUUAGUGUCCCUUUAACACGGAAGACUGUGAUAUGGAAUAUUUAAAGGUAUAUAUUUUGACCCACUAGGGGCUACAAACUCCUUAAAACCCAAGAGGCAACAGGAAGCCUACACUUGCUGCUGACCAGAUAUUUGGGAAAGAUGCUAUUCAUGUGAAUUGAUUGCGUGACACCCAGAACACCCAAGGUGCAGUAGUUUUUGUACAACUUGGAGUUACAAGCUUAACUAUAUGUUAGCCACUGCACAUCUUAACCAUGGCCAAGUCACUUCAUGUGACCAGUUGGGUCCCAUUUUCAUUAUCAAAUUUUCCCCACUUGCUUGGAAUGUGUGUCACUUUUAUUUAUUGUUAGAUUCAUUGGCUACAAAUUGCUUGCACUCUUCAGGAUUAAUCUUUCCUGCAUGAAGAAGUCUCGAUUCUUAAGGGCCACACAGUUACCGCCUAGAAAUGGUGCUUUUUCUUGUGUGUUUCCUUAGGUGAUCGUAUAUUUCCUGCCAAGAAGCUGAUUUUUGCUGGUGGACUGUAGUCCAUGUGCCCAAAUGUGGGCACAUGGCUCUUAAUAAGGACACUCUUGUCACAAUAUUUUCUGCACAUUCUAAGGUUGCGUUGACUCCUAGCUAGGGUUACUGUUCUUAGCAUAUUCUGUUUUUAAAUUGCUGAUCUUGCAGUGGAAAGAAGACAUUUUGUAUUGUAUAUGCUGUUUUAUAUUUGAAUGCAAGUUUUUGUGCUUGUUUGUAUUAAAUAAAGCAUGGUUAAUGUCAGAAAGGACAUUUUUAAAGAACAA
Messenger RNA from Dermacentor albipictus, 7117 nucleotides. RefSeq names its product transmembrane channel-like protein 7. NCBI's taxonomy places the organism in Eukaryota, Metazoa, Arthropoda, Arachnida, Ixodida, Ixodidae. The record is from RefSeq and is a predicted model, not a curated record. Gene Ontology annotation, molecular function: mechanosensitive monoatomic ion channel activity. Gene Ontology annotation, cellular component: plasma membrane.